Messenger RNA from Anopheles nili, 2501 nucleotides. Its product is annotated as EGFR adapter protein-like. The coding region runs from base 708 to 1784 and encodes 358 amino acids. The transcript is spliced from 3 exons. NCBI's taxonomy places the organism in Eukaryota, Metazoa, Arthropoda, Insecta, Diptera, Culicidae. The record is from RefSeq and is a predicted model, not a curated record.
UUCAGCGUUACCAGCUCGGGCACAAAUAAUUGCGGCAGUGGUACGAACGAACAAAAAAAAAAGUGAGCGAUUCACUUUCCCUUACCGUUCACGUGCAGGAGAGUGAAAAAUAUAUUUAAACAAGAUCGCUUCGGCCAGCGACAGCAACAAAAGGCCGAUCCAUUCAACCGGUUCUGGUUGGCCGGUAUGUGGGGGUUUGAAUAAAAUGUUCCCGCCAUAAAAAGGACGCCUAGAAAGUGUACCGGGACUCGGUGUUGGAAGUUGGCAACGAGAGAAUAGUAAAAAAAAACCGUACGGGGAUAAAACCGAAGGACAUCCGAUGGUGCAACCGGCCGAUAGGUGGAUCAGUUGAAGCCGUUUCCCAGCGGGAACUGAGGUGAUCGUGUUCGGGUUGCAGGUUUGCUUCGUGGUUAGUUCAGAUUGCGGGUUCGUCCUUGUUCGCUGGGACCACCACUCUUCCACGGGUCCAUCACCACUGCGGACUACACGAGUGGAUCUACUUGUGUUCCCGCGGACGUUCUAGUCGUGCCCGGUUCCAUCCCGUGACGGGAAUUGUGAAUCGAAAGCGAAAACCAAAGGGAGCUGUAAAGGCAGGAGAAAUAAAAACGGAAUAAAAAAAAAACACACACACACACACACAGCAUCCUCUAGAAACAAUAGUGCCCUAGCAGGACACACGCUGGCAGUUCGGACGCCGGUUUUCGGACAUGCAGGAAGUGGAAUAUUUUAACGACACCCCCAUCGGAACCGGACCAACUCUGGUCACCCCCGUGGAGAGAAUGGAGCGAAAGCAUCUCCGGAAGUGCAGCUACGAGCUGCCGGCAGUGGCCACGCCACGGCACCACCGCGGCUAUAACAAAUGCGAUGAAAAUGUAAAUUACACCGCGGAUCCACUGCUGCUCACUUCAUCCGACGAGGACAGCAGCGGGUCGCCGACGGGCGAGAUGAAUAAUUGCAUCAAGUUCAUGGAGAAACCGACGCUGAUCAAGCGACUCGCGCUCGGGUUUCUGCGUAGCACCGAGGAAAGCCUGCCGCUGAUGUGCCAUAAAUCAUCGCCAACCUCGCCACAGAAGAAGCUGAGCGACAUCCUGUCCGAGGACAUCUACACGCUGGACCAGAUCGUGUCGAGCAAGUUCGGCGAUUCGUGCAAGCAGUCGUUCGGUGGUUCAGCGCGCCUGUUGCCAGGCCCCACGGUGCCAGCCAGCGGGAUCGCACCACCCGGCAUGGCCGUGGCUGAGGGCUUUGAGUACGAGUUCAAGCGGAACCUGAUCCGGCAGACAAACAGUGCCAGCUCGAGCCCGAAGCGUUUCCCAACCGUCACGCCACCCAAGCACGCCGACAGCCUGAAUAGUGUCCACCUGGGCGAGGAUAUCGACGAGCUGGAUCGAGCGUCCUGGUUCCAGGCUGGGUUGCCCCGGGAGCUGUCCCUCGAGGUGCUGACCCAGCAGAGUCCGGGUGCGUUUCUGGUACGCAGGAGCGCCACCAAACAUGGUUGUUUCGCGCUCUCGCUACGCGUACCACCCGGCCCCGGCCCGAAGGUGGUGCACUAUUUAAUUAUGAAAACCGAGCGUGGAUAUAAAAUUAAGGGCUUCACGAAGGAAUUCUCCUCACUGCGGGCCCUGAUAACGCACCACUCGGUGAUGCCGGAGAUGCUUCCGGUUCCGCUGUCACUACCACGGCCACAAAACAUCCCGGUGAAGUGCAAGCGCACGGACGACUACGACACCUACAGCGCGCUGAACGAAUUCUCCAAGCUGUUCUCCGACCUCGACAUCUGCUCGUAGUCGAGCGGUGUAACUCGCCCGCGGCGUCCUGGCUCGUGAGUGGUUCGAUAAAAUGCUCCCAUGCUACCCGUGGGCGCAUGGCGCAUGGGAAAGUUUUCGGUACCACCCGGGUUUCCCCGUAGACCUGGAGACGACCGCUGCCAGUGACAUAUGGAAGUUUGCCAGCCGCCUGUACCACGGGUUGCCUGCCGGUGAAAGCCGCACCCGUGCGAGGCGGCUUCCUGAUGAGUUUGUAAAUAGCGUGUCAAAUAGCUCGUGUAAAUAGUGCCCGAGCAGGCGCGGGAUGUGCGCCGGAAUGUACAGGAAAAGCCGGCCUACGGAGGCCGACUCUCGAAGCCGGUCGCAACAAAAUAACAAUCAAAAUGAACUGAAGCAUUCCCCAGCCCAUGCGUGAAUCGGGCUGGCCGGUGGCUUUACAGUGGGCACGGUAAAGAGCGAAUCCUCCUGUCGGCAGUAGCUGUUUUUGAUAUUGUGAUAUAGCGAACCGAACGUUACCGCGGGCGCUGUGGGUGUUGUGCGCAUUUUGCGCGCCUCCAUGGCCAGUGGAACGGCCCCGUGGAAUUGGUAGUCGGCGUCGUCGUCGUCGUCGCUUAGAUUGAGCACUGAUUUAUGCGGCGUCCGAGCGACUGUGGGGUCCUUAGAAUAUACCCGUACGUAUACCCCCGUCAAGUAUACACGUAAGUGGAUAAAAUAUAUGUGUUCCAACCCAUUGGCGUA